Trichoderma gamsii is the source of this 1092-nucleotide messenger RNA. RefSeq names its product alpha-1,3-mannosyltransferase. Gene Ontology annotation, cellular component: endoplasmic reticulum. The transcript is spliced from 3 exons. The coding region runs from base 1 to 1092 and encodes 363 amino acids. Gene Ontology annotation, molecular function: dol-P-Man:Man(5)GlcNAc(2)-PP-Dol alpha-1,3-mannosyltransferase activity. NCBI's taxonomy places the organism in Eukaryota, Fungi, Ascomycota, Sordariomycetes, Hypocreales, Hypocreaceae. The record is from RefSeq and is a predicted model, not a curated record.
AUGGAGCAAGUCACGCAAUUCGUCAACGGAGAGCGAGAUUAUCCCAAAAUGGAGGGCGGCACGGGCCCGUUGGUCUAUCCCGCUGCUCAUGUGUACAUUUACACGGGGCUGUACUAUCUGACGAACAAGGGAACGGACAUUUUGCUUGCGCAGCAGCUGUUUGCGGUCUUGUAUAUGGCUACGCUGGGGGUGGUCAUGUUGAGCUACUGGAAGGCCAAGGUUCCGCCGUACAUUUUCCCACUGUUGAUUCUGUCAAAGCGUCUCCACAGCGUUUUCGUCCUGAGAUGCUUCAACGACUGCUUUGCUGCCUUUUUCUUAUGGCUGUGCAUCUACAGCUUCCAGAACAGAGCCUGGACCGUCGGUGCCCUGGCAUACACCCUCGGUCUUGGAGUUAAAAUGUCACUGCUUCUCGUCCUACCGGCCGUCGUCAUCAUCUUAUUCCUCGGCCGUGGAUUCAAGGGCGCACUGCGAUUGGUUUGGCUGAUGGCACAGGUUCAACUGGUUCUUGCAAUCCCAUUCAUCACGACAAAUUGGGCCGGCUAUCUAGGACGCGCUUUCGAGCUCUCGAGGCAGUUCAAGUUUGAAUGGACAGUCAAUUGGCGGAUGAUGGGCGAGGAGACGUUCCUCAGCCGGGGUUUCUCUAUCACGCUACUGACAUUCCAUGUCCUCACCCUCCUGGUGUUCAUCACAGCUCGAUGGCUGAAGCUCCAAGAACGAUCCCUCCUUGGAAUCAUAACUGAGCAAGAAGAAGCCAAAAUUUCCAAAAAGGUCGUCACGCCCAGAUAUGUCCUUUCCACCAUCUUGUCGGCCAAUGUGAUUGGCCUGCUAUUUGCCAGGUCUCUGCAUUACCAGUUCUAUGCGUAUCUGGCAUGGGCAACUCCGUUCCUCUUGUGGACGGCUUAUCCAAACCUCUUGGUCGUGGUGCCGCUGUGGCUGGCGCAAGAAUGGGCGUGGAAUGUCUUCCCCAGCACGCCUCUCAGCUCAAGCGUCGCCGUGAGUGUUUUGGCCGUUACGGUUGCCGCGGCGUUUGUCGGUUCAAAGACGAGUUCGCCUGCGUACCAACCUGGAACAGCAAAGCCAAAGCAGUUGUGA